Danio aesculapii is the source of this 2489-nucleotide messenger RNA. RefSeq names its product RNA binding motif protein 4.2 (gene rbm4.2). The transcript is spliced from 4 exons. The record is from RefSeq and is a predicted model, not a curated record. The coding region runs from base 114 to 1268 and encodes 384 amino acids. NCBI's taxonomy places the organism in Eukaryota, Metazoa, Chordata, Actinopteri, Cypriniformes, Danionidae. Gene Ontology annotation, cellular component: cytosol. Gene Ontology annotation, molecular function: zinc ion binding; mRNA binding.
UGCACAUGGGCCGGAAGUGCUGUUAGUGACGGCGGGCGACUCCAUUUUAGGCUUCAUUCAUCUUCGCAGGGCGGUGAGAUUACGUGCUCGCAACGGAUUAAACGGCAACAAAGAUGGUUAAGAUCUUUAUUGGCAACCUAUCCCAGACCUCGACCGCGGACGAUCUGCGCUCUCUUUUUUCGGAAUUCGGCAUAGUAAAAGAGUGCGACGUGCUGAAAAAUUAUGGCUUCGUGCACAUGGAUAGUAAGAAGGAGGCCGAAGCGGCUAUCCGAAAGCUGCACCAUUACGAGCUGAAGGGUCAAGCCAUAAAUGUGGAGCUGAGCAAAGGAAAACCAAGGGGCUCCACCAAGCUCCACGUGAGCAACAUCAGCAGUGGCUGCACCAACCAGGAGCUCCGGGCCAAGUUUGAGGAGUACGGACCCGUGGUUGAGUGUGAUAUUGUGAAGGACUAUGCAUUUGUUCACAUGGAGAGAAUGGAUGAUGCCAUGGAGGCCAUCAGUGGGCUGGAGAACACCACAUUCCAAGGCAAGCUGAUCAAAGUACAACUGUCCACGAGUCGUCUUCGUACAGCGCCCGGCAUGGGAGACCAAACUGGCUGUUACAUCUGCGGAGAACAGGGCCACUGGUCCAAAGAUUGCAGGCAUAGCCAGAACGGUAGUUAUGGAGGAGGCAUGGGGGGGUACCCCAGUAGAGGCCCUCCAAGAGGCGGCCCGAGUUACGGCAUGGGUGGCCCUGGAGGUCAUCCCAGUAGAGGUUACCCAGCAGGGCCACUUCCCCCUCCCCCACCCAUGAGUCGGCGUCCCAGCUAUGGCGAGUAUGGAGCAGAGCCUCGAGAACGGUACCUAACCAGGGUGCCGACCGGCUAUCCUGAGCGGCCUCCUGUGUAUGAACGAGAUCGCUUCGGGAGCAUUGACUAUUACGAGAAGUUUCGGGCUCAUCCGGCUGCCUCUAGCUACUAUGAGGAUAGGCCUCACUCCAUCCCCCCUCCUCCACCUCCUCCCCCUCUCUCUUCUUCCUCCCUCUCAAGGAUGCGAUUGGCUCCUCCCAGCCUUGAUCCUUAUGAGCGACGCCCUCUGGCGCCUCCACCUCCGACAGCAGCAGCAGCGAGCUUCGCGCGGGAUCGUAGUCCAAUCAGACGUGUGGGCGCCGGUGCGGAAGGCUACUCGUACGAGCGCUCGCGACUUUCUCCGGUCUCAAGGAGCUCAUCGGCUUACAGCCUGCCGCGGGCCAGGGAGGGAUACACCGAGCGAGUUCGAUACGCAUACUAAGCCACACACAUGCUAAGGUAUUGUCAAGUGAUGAGACUUCUCCACCGAUACGAUUUUGGCUUGAUCAGACGCUUUCGAAGAUUCAGGAUUGGAUGGGCACAUUCAACACAAUGCUUAUUAGCCCGCCAUGUUAAUGUAUUACCCAUGACACACAAACUGUUGUUUAAUUAAAAAAUGGAGACAUUGAUAUAUGAUUGCAAAGAAAUUUUUGGUUUUUGCUUAGCUUCUCACUUUUAUCCAGAGGGAAGGUGGGGUGUUUCAUGUUAGCAUAAUAUUUUAACUGCUAUUAAUUGCGAUUUAAAGAUGCGUAUUUAGUUUCUUUUUAAAGAGUUGUAUGUUUCUUUUGUUUUUCCCCUGUCAUGUUGUGAUCAACUAUUUACUUUUUGUGCUCCAAUUUAUUUCCUCUAUUAGCUGUUGGGUUGAUUCGCCACUUUUUUUUUUUUUUUUUUUUUUUUUUUUUUUUUUUUUUUUUUUUGAGUUUUUGUGAGGACAAUCUGGUUAUUUUUCUUUUGGCAAUAAUAAUGCCAGCAUUGUGUAUAUGCGGGGGAUGUGGCAAUCUGUAAUCCUUCAGCUGCAACAGACUUUAUGGGAAAAUAAACUCAAAUUCGACAUUCCACUUUCUUUUUAUUCUUAUUUUCUACAGAUGAUUGGUAUGUACAAACUGUUUUUACAUCUUGCUCGUUGAAAUGUGUUGUAUCUGAUGCGUUCAACUGGACAUACAACUUGUUACUUUACCAAUGUCUGAGUGUUAUUUGGGAGCUUGUUAAAUUGAAUAUUCUAAGGUUGUUUUGAUCGUUUCCCCCUUCUAUACUGACGUUCGUCUUUAAAAAGAAAAAUUAAAAUAAAAUAAAAAAAAGAUCUGAUUUCAUACAACCCAAGUAGUUGGGCAGCUUUCAGAUGGAUGCAAACUGUUCUGUGUUCUGCACACACCAAUGACUGUUUAUGACAGGAGAUGUUUAGAUUGUAAAAAGCACCACUUAGAUGGAAAGGUUGGCUUCACGUGGAAGUGAAUUGAAAAUCUGAAAUUGAUGUGCUGACCAACUCACUCAGGGCUUUGUCCACCUUCGAGACUGCUGGCGUUUCUUUUAUGGGUGCCUUGGGGAAGUUCUGUGAAAAUGUUUAUAAAUUUGGUUUUCUGUAGUUUGUAUAUUUCCUACAGAAGUCAGGAGUGUGUUUAUUGAAUUAUCUUUUGUAAUAAACCGGUAUUUUGGUGACAAUAAA